Molecule: messenger RNA, 489 nt
Organism: Durusdinium trenchii
Lineage: Eukaryota; Dinophyceae; Suessiales; Symbiodiniaceae
Source: the annotation of a GenBank genome assembly
AUGCUGUCGGGGCUGUCCAGUUCAGGGAAGUGCUUGGCAAGGCUGCUCUCCCACACCUGGACUGCGUGGCCGCAGAGGAACAUUCGCAGCCCCGAUGCUCUCCAAACCUUGGAGGCAAAAAGCCUGGUCAAGAUCUCUUGCUUUUGGCAGCUGCCCGAAGGUGCCGCUGCUCGAAAACAUGAGGACGCGCAUAAUGAACUUGAUCCAGAAGCAUGGUGCUGGUGUGGGCUUGAGCUACAUGCUUUGCCUUGGACUGAACAUUUGCAUGUGCUUGAUCAUCAGCUGCGUGUCGUACGUUUGGACCGCGCAUGUCAGACCCAUAUCGCUCAUACCGUUUUCGGUAAACUCGAAGCUGCUUCCUUACUUUUCUGCUGUCUACGUGACCUAUGGCAGCUUGGCCUAUCCAUUCCAAAUGGCUGGGGCGGUUGCCUUGGCACCACUUUUUGCCAAUGGCAUGAGACAGCUGCGCAAGAGGCUCAAGCUAUCUAG